Cyprinus carpio (common carp) is the source of this 5442-nucleotide messenger RNA. RefSeq names its product anion exchange protein 2-like. Gene Ontology annotation, molecular function: solute:inorganic anion antiporter activity; monoatomic anion transmembrane transporter activity. Gene Ontology annotation, cellular component: apical plasma membrane; basolateral plasma membrane; plasma membrane. The record is from RefSeq and is a predicted model, not a curated record. Gene Ontology annotation, biological process: regulation of intracellular pH; bicarbonate transport; transmembrane transport. NCBI's taxonomy places the organism in Eukaryota, Metazoa, Chordata, Actinopteri, Cypriniformes, Cyprinidae.
CAGCGUAAAUAAAAGCCCGUUGAACCUUUUUUUUUCCUGAAAAGGGAAGGAGUUUCCCAGUCGAAAUAUGUAUGACACGCACGCGCGCGCGUCAGAUGUGGCUCAUCAUCAUCAGUGAGGAGGGGAGGUCGGCUGAGUGGCUGUUGGCUUUACACUAAGAUGUCAGCGGCAGCUUCUCUGCAGUAAGCACAUUGAGGUUAUGCUGCCUAUUAACUCCUGCUUGAGUCUCAGUGAGAAAGAGAAAGGCUAAAGCCUGUGCAGAUCCGAUUGUUGUUGAGCAUCUCCUGUGCGGCUUCACCGCAGUGUCCUAACGUCAACCAUGAGCGACCCCGUGACUUCAGAUGAACUCACCAAUGCUGUGGCUUCAGUCGUUCAAAACCCCGAGUCAUCAUCCACACCUGUCCGAGUGCCACAGAGGGAGGAAGAGGAGGAAGGUGACCUGAAUAAAGCGUUAGGUGUUCAGCGCUUCCAGCAGAUCCUCAGCCCCACUCCCAGAGUUCCCAGCGAGCAGCACCGCACCUACAAUGAGAAAGAUUUUGAAUAUCAUCGUCACUCGUCCCAUCACAUCCACCACCCUCUGUCCAAACUCCCGGGAGACGGCAGGAGGAAGAAGAGUGGGAGGAAGAGGAAACGGAGCAGCAGUAAGGACCACAGAGUUUGCUCCAGCCCCAGCGGUGCUUUGACCAUCGAGGAGGGUGAAGAUGAGGAGGAGGAGGAAGACGAAGAAGCUGCAGAGAGCCAGAGCGCCACCCCAGCACCCACAACAGAGGGAAAAGACACUGUUCAGGUCCAGUUCUUUGUGUCAGAUGACGAGCCUCAUGUAUCCACACCUGAGACUUCAGAACCUCUUCCUGCUCGAGAAAUCUUGAUCGUCCCGUCGUCUGCUGUCUGUUCAGAGCCUCAGGACAGCACAUCCACUGAGCCGUCUGAACCUGUUCCUCCGACCCCUAGCACCUCUGAACCCAGCUCUCUGCCCCGUGUGUCGAGUCGCAGCUACGACCUGCAGGAGAGACGUCGCACGGGCAACAUGACGGGGACCGAGCAGGCCAAAUACCAGCGGAUCCCCACCGAUGAGUUUGAAGCACAGACCCUGGCCUCGGCCGACCUCGAUGGCAUUAAAAGUCAUCGUUUUGAAGAUGUUCCUGGAGUUCGUCGGCAUCUGGUCAGGAAAAGCACGAAAGGACAAGUGGUGCACAUCAGCAAAGAUCACAAAGAGCCCAGCACACGCAGUCGCAAACUAGACCGGACGCCACAUGAGGUGUUUGUGGAGCUGAAUGAGCUGAUCAUGGAUAAAAACCAGGAGAUGCAGUGGAGAGAAACGGCUCGCUGGAUCAAGUUUGAAGAGGAUGUGGAGGAGGAGACGGACCGCUGGGGGAAACCUCACGUCGCCUCGCUGUCAUUCCGCAGUCUGCUGGAGCUGAGAAAAACCAUCUCUCAUGGAGCUGUGCUUCUGGAUUUGGACCAGAAGACUCUUCCUGGUGUUGCCCAUCAGGUGGUGGAGCAGAUGAUCAUCUCAGACCAGAUCAAAGCUGAGGACAGAGCCAAUGUGCUCCGUGCGCUUCUCCUCAAGCACAGUCACCCGAGUGAUAUGAGAGAGCACAGCUCCUCCUUCCCCAGAAACAUCUCGGCGGCCAGCUUGGGCUCCAUGAUCAGCCAUCACCAGAGCAGCAGUAACCACCUGUCCCCUGUCCCCGAGCCCUCCGUCACAGAGCCACUCAUGGGCUCCGCAAGGAACAGUCAAGACAGCUCACUUCACAUUGACAUAGAGAAGAACGAGAAAGAUUCUGCUCCACCCAUAGGAAUGCACAAAUCCAAAUCCAAACAUGAACUUAAGCUUCUGGAGAAAAUUCCAGAAAAUGCUGAAGCCACUGUGGUACUCGUUGGCAGUGUUGACUUCCUGGAGCAGCCCACCAUGGCAUUUGUUCGGCUUCAGGAAGCUGUCGAACUGGACUCAGUGUUGGAGGUAUCGGUUCCUGUUCGGUUUCUCUUUGUGCUGCUUGGUCCUCCCAGCACCAGCAUGGACUACCACCAGAUCGGACGCUCCAUUUCCACACUCAUGUCCGACAAGCAAUUUCAUGAAGCCGCGUACCUGGCAGAUGAUCGGCAGGACCUGCUCAAUGCCAUCAAUGGCUUCCUGGACUGCAGUAUUGUUCUCCCUCCAUCAGAACUAGGCGGUGAAGAUCUUCUGCGGUCCGUCGCUCACUUCCAAAGAGAGAUGCUCCGCAAGAGAGAGGAGCAGGAGGUGGCCUUAUUGUCCAAAGAACCCAAGAGCCUUGAAGAGAAAGAGGCCUUGCUCACACCCUUAAAACUAGAAGACGACCCUUUACAACGCACAGGCCGUCUGUUUGGUGGGCUGAUCCGUGACGCCCAGCGCCGUUACCCAAAGUACAUCAGUGACUUCAAGGAUGCACUGAACCCCCAGUGCAUGGCAGCUGUCAUCUUUAUUUAUUUCGCUGCUCUUUCUCCAACCAUCACAUUUGGAGGCCUUCUAGGUGAGAAAACUGAAGGGCUCAUUGGCGUGUCGGAGCUGAUUGUGGCCACAUGUAUUCAGGGUGUGUUGUUCUGUCUGCUUGGGGCUCAGCCGCUUCUGGUGGUGGGCUUCUCUGGACCAAUCCUGGUGUUUGAAGAAGCCUUCUUCUCUUUCUGUAAGGACAAUAAUUUGGAGUACCUGACAGGUCGGGUUUGGAUCGGUUUUUGGCUCAUCAUCAUCGUGGUGGUGAUGGUGGCCUUUGAGGGCAGCUUCCUGGUCCGAUUUGUCUCGCGUUUCACCCAGGAGAUCUUCUCCGUCCUCAUCUCUCUCAUUUUCAUCUAUGAGACCUUCUCAAAGCUGGUCAAGAUAUUCCAGGAACAUCCUCUGAGACGCUGCUCUUCUGCGGUUCUUGAUGUUAACAACUCCACACACAACUCGAGCAUAGAAGAUGCCACUUCAAGUCCAUUAGCAUCAAACAGCAGUACACCGGAGACGGUGAAGGUGGUUGGUGAACCUAAUACUGCUCUGCUUUCCUUGGUGCUCAUGUCUGGGACCUUCUUCAUUGCCUUCUACCUGCGCAAAUUCAAAAACAGUGCCUUCUUUCCUGGCAGGCUAAGAAGAGUUAUUGGAGAUUUCGGAGUUCCUAUUGCCAUUCUCCUCAUGGUUCUGGUAGACUACAGCAUUCGAGACACAUACUCACAGAAACUGAGUGUACCCCGAGGUUUCUCAGUGACUAGUCCUGAUAAGCGAGGUUGGAUAGUCAAUCCUCUGGGCUCUGAUGGUCAGUUCCCCAUCUGGAUGAUGUUUGCCAGCAUCCUUCCAGCUCUGCUUGUCUUCAUCCUCAUCUUUAUGGAGACACAAAUCACAACGUUGAUAGUCAGUAAGAAAGAGCGAAUGCUGGUCAAGGGUUCUGGUUUCCAUCUGGAUCUGUUGAUCAUCGUGACUCUCGGUGGCACUAGCGCACUGUUCGGUUUGCCGUGGAUGGCCGCAGCAACUGUUCGCUCUGUAACCCAUGCUAACGCCCUCACCGUAAUGAGCAAAGCCGUCGCUCCAGGAGACAAACCUCGAAUCCAGGAGGUCAAGGAGCAGAGGGUGACCGGGUUACUGGUGGCAAUACUUGUAGGUCUCUCAAUAGUAAUCGGUGAUCUGCUCCGUCAAAUCCCUAUCGCUGUGCUGUUUGGCAUCUUCCUGUACAUGGGUGUGAUGUCACUGAAUGGAAUCCAGAUGACAGAACGGAUCCUGCUGCUGCUGAUGCCCCCUAAAUACCACCCCGAUCACACCUACGUGCGCAAGGUGCGGACGCUGCGGAUGCAUCUGUACACUGCGAUACAGGUGGUCUGUCUUGCUGUCCUCUGGGCGGUCAUGUCUACUGUGGCAUCGCUGGCUUUCCCGUUUGUUCUCAUCAUGACCGUCCCUGUCAAGAUGUUUCUUCUUCCACGCAUCUUCAGCACUCGUGAGAUGCAGUGUUUGGACGCUGAUAGUGCAGAGCCCACUUUUGACGAGAAAGAGGGACACGACGAAUACACAGAGAUGCACAUGCCAGUCUGAGCCACGACCGCAGCUGUCCGUCUCUCGCCUGUCUUCCUGUCAGUCACGCUAUUGGCCAAUAGGACAGUUGCUUUAAAAACUUUGAUAAACCAAAUCGCACAGCGAGUCUCGACAUGCUGUAGAGGUGAGAAUAGUGUUCACCCGGCAUUUCCUGAGACUCUUUUCAGUUGUAUUAGAGAGCUGCUAUCACACCGUUUAGCCAUAAGCAAGCGUAUUUGUCGUCUAUGAGGAAAACGAAUGUACCUUAUGGGGUUAACUGGACGUUCCUAGAACCAUUCAGGGCCCAUGCAAUAUUAUAUGAAGUUUUUAGUGAAUAUUCAUGAUCAAGAAAGAUUGCCAAGGUCCAUUUCAUCUUAAAUUGUAUGUACGUCUGUGCUUUUAAUAGUUUUACUGGCUCAUUUUCUGAUUUAUGACCCAGCAUACAUUAAUUCACACAAUCGACAGUAUUUUUUCUUUUGUUGCCAUCCGAUCAUGACUUUUUUUUCCUCUUUCAAAAUUCUGUCUAAACAGGUGUUUUCUCUUUUAUAAUGCAUGAAAGUCACAUGAAAGCCUAAACUCUCAUUAUAACUCUAGAUGUGCAGUUGCUGUAUAUUUUAUAUUGACUGUUACAUGCAAAUGACUCAUGAAUUCUGUUUUUUAGGAUGUAUUUGGUAGUAAAUGGUCUUGAGGGAUUUUAAGAUGUUUUAGCUCGGAUAGAUGCACUAGUGACCUAGUUUAGAGUCUUAAAACCCAUUUUAAGAAAAAGAAAAAGUGCGUCCCUACAGAUGAUCCCAACAUUGUAAUUCAUCAUAGUUAAACUAAAUAUGUUAACCUGAUAAACUGGUAUUUUCUGCCACAUUUCUAAAGUCCACAUUUAACGUUGAAUUAACACUAAAAGCCUGUUCUUUUUUUUUUUCAGCACCAGUUCUCAGCAACUUACUAAUUAUUUAUUUGUUAAAUGGGAACCAUAUUAUUUAUGUAAGUUCAUGAGGGAUUUUGCCACAGAAUUCCUGAAUAAUAUCACUAAUCUUUUCCCCAUCAUUCACUAAUAUCCCACUUUAUAUUUUUGGAUCCCUACAGCCAGUUAGACGGGGAAUCUGCACUAAUAAGAUUCAAUUCAGUACACUUUCACUUGGAAUAUUUUGUGCGCACAAACCAUUAGGAAUAAAAAAAACAACUUUAACUAUUUGGUUACGAUAAUUCAGUUAAGCAUGUGUUAUGUUUGUUAUUUUAGUAGCAUUUCACAUUUGUUUGGAAGGGUUUUUUUUUUUUUUUUUUUUUUUUUAAUCUCUGGAGGUUUUCACACCAUUGUGCUUUAAACUACAAAACAAGUGCUUUACUUGUUAUUUACAUUCCAGAUUAUGAUUCCAGAAUCGGAUGUGUUAGGAUCUUUUAAAUAUAGGAGGUUAUUAUGUUAGUUUUAUAUUAACUUAGAACACGUAAUU